AUGGCCGAAGCAGCGCAGACACCACUUGGGCACGAGAUGCUUCAACAUUUCCUUUUGGACGAAAAUUUCGUAAAUCUGAACCAUGGUUCAUUCGGCAGCACAGUCAAGCCUGUCCGGGAUGCGAUGCGCCGGUUCCAGGACGCCUCGGAGGCAGCGCCGGAUCGCUACAUACGAUACGAGUAUCCGGAUCUCCUCGACAAGUCCCGCGCAGCAGCAGCGACCUAUCUCGGCGUCCCGAUGGAUGAGCUCGUCAUUGUUCCCAACGUCUCGACAGCAAUAAACGCCAUCCUCCGGAAUCUGAAAUUCGAGGAAGGUGACGUGAUCGUCUACCUCGACAUUGGAUACCGUUCCAACGUGAACACAAUCGAAUACAUCGUCGAAACGACGCCGGCAGAUUCGGCCAGGGUCGACUUCACCCUGCCUUGCUCAGACAAGGAAAUCCUCGACGCCUUCCGCGACGCCAUCCUCGCCCAGCGCGGCCGCGCCAAACUCGUCAUAUUCGACACCAUCGCUAGCCUCCCCAGCGUGCGCCUCCCCUUCGAAGAAAUGACAUCCAUCGCGCGUGAGAACGGCGUCAUGACCCUCGUCGACGCGGCCCACGGGAUCGGCCACCUGCCCAUAGACAUCAAGGCCCUGGACCCGGACUUCCUCACCUCCAACUGCCACAAGUGGCUGUACACGCCGCGCGGCAGUGCGUUCCUCUACGUGCCCCUGCGCAACCAGCCGCUGAUGCGCUCGUCCCUGCCGACGUCGCAGGCCUUCGAGCCGCUCCCGCGGCCGGGCGUCGUGCGCGCGCCGAACCCGCUGCCACCGUCUGACAAGAGCAAUUUCGUGCAGCAGUUCGAGUUCGUGGGCACCGUGGACAACGCGUCUCUCCUGUGUAUCCCGGCGGCACUCGAGUUCCGCCGCACGGUCUGCGGUGGUGAGGACGCCACCAUGAGCUACUGCUGGGAAUUGGCGAGGAGAGGCGGGGUCGCCGCCGCUAAGGUCCUCGGUACCGAGGUUAUGGACAAUGACGAGGGAACCCUGACGAGGCAGUCUUCUAUGGUAAUGGUGAGGCUGCCUAUUGAGAUACGCAAUGUUGAGAAGGGGACAGCAGGUGUGCCUAUGGAGCAGGCGCCACGGGUUCAGGCUUGGAUCUGCGAGACUCUUGUAAAGAAAUACAGCACUUUUAUAGCCGUUAUAUGGUAUAAAGGACGGUGGUGGGCUAGGUUUUCGGCACAGAUAUAUCUGGAGGAGAGCGAUUUUGUCUGGGGAGCGAACGUUCUCAAGGAGGUGUGCGAGACAGUCAUGUCCCGAGGCAUCGUGGGGACCAGCUAG
Messenger RNA from Diaporthe citri, 1320 nucleotides. RefSeq lists its product as uncharacterized. The coding region runs from base 1 to 1320 and encodes 439 amino acids. Lineage: Eukaryota; Fungi; Ascomycota; Sordariomycetes; Diaporthales; Diaporthaceae. The transcript has 2 exons. The record is from RefSeq and is a predicted model, not a curated record.